Messenger RNA from Hippopotamus amphibius kiboko, 2115 nucleotides. It is a transcript of the gene SH3GLB2, whose product is annotated as SH3 domain containing GRB2 like, endophilin B2. The transcript has 12 exons. The record is from RefSeq and is a predicted model, not a curated record. Gene Ontology annotation, biological process: membrane organization. Gene Ontology annotation, molecular function: protein binding. Bases 174 to 1511 code for a protein of 445 amino acids. Gene Ontology annotation, cellular component: membrane; cytoplasm. NCBI's taxonomy places the organism in Eukaryota, Metazoa, Chordata, Mammalia, Artiodactyla, Hippopotamidae.
CGCGCUCGGGCAGGCUAGGCGGCGACGGCGACGGCGGCGGCAGCAGGGGCCCGCGGGCGCACUGAGGGCCGGCGCACCGGCAGCAGGUGGGCGCGGUGCGGGCCGGCGGCGGCGGCGGGCCUGGGGCUGCCGGACGGCGCUCGGGCCGGACACGGCCGGCCGUGAGGAGCGCCAUGGACUUCAACAUGAAGAAGCUGGCGUCGGACGCGGGCAUCUUCUUCACCCGGGCCAUGCAGUUCACAGAGGAGAAAUUUGGCCAGGCCGAGAAGACUGAGCUUGAUGCCCACUUUGAGAACCUUCUGGCCCGGGCGGACAGCACCAAGAACUGGACGGAGAAAAUCCUGAGGCAGACAGAGGUGCUGCUGCAACCCAACCCCAGUGCCCGAGUGGAGGAGUUCCUGUAUGAGAAGCUGGACAGGAAGGUGCCCUCGAGGGUCACCAACGGAGAGCUGCUGGCUCAGUACAUGGCGGAGGCGGCCAGUGAGCUGGGGCCCACCACACCCUACGGGAAGACACUGACCAAGGUGGCAGAUGCAGAGAAGCACCUGGGAGCUGCAGAGAGGGAUUUUAUCCACACGGCCUCCAUCAACUUCCUCACGCCCCUGCGCAACUUCCUGGAAGGGGACUGGAAGACGAUUUCGAAGGAGAGGCGGCUCCUCCAAAACCGGCGUCUGGACCUGGAUGCCUGCAAAGCACGGCUGAAGAAGGCCAAGGCCGCAGAAGCCAAAGCCACGACGAUGCCUGACUUUCAGGAGACUAGACCGCGUAAUUACAUUCUCUCGGCCAGCGCCUCCGCGAAUCUGGAUGACACCUCCCGCCCCCCUUCCUGGGCCGAGUGGAAGGAGGACUACCCAGGAGGGUGGAGACGGCCCUGUUUUUUCCUUGUGCCUUUGAACCCCAGUGUGACUCGGGCACGAGGCUGCCUUUCUCUGCCGAAGGACAGAAAGCUCUGGAAUGAUGAGGUGGACAAGGCUGAGCAGGAGCUCCGAGUGGCCCAGACGGAGUUUGACCGGCAGGCAGAAGUGACCCGGCUCCUGCUGGAGGGAAUUAGUAGCACCCACGUAAACCACCUUCGCUGCCUCCAUGAGUUCAUCGAGUCCCAGACCACCUAUUACGCACAGUGCUACCGCCACAUGCUGGACCUGCAGAAACAGCUGGGCAGAUUUCCAGGCACCUUUGUGGGCACCACGGAGCCCGCCUCCCCGCCCCUCAGCAGCACCUCGCCCACCACCGCCGCAGCCACGAUGCCCGUGGGACCCCCCGUGGCCGGCCUGGCCCCGCCGGGGGAGGCCGCUCUGCGCCUGGAGGAGGUGGCCCCCCCCGCCAGCGGAACCCGGAAGGCCCGGGUGCUCUACGACUACGAGGCCGCCGACAGCAGCGAGCUGGCCCUGCUGGCCGAUGAGCUCAUCACCGUCUACAGCCUGCCUGGCAUGGACCCUGACUGGCUCAUUGGCGAAAGAGGCAACAAGAAGGGCAAGGUGCCCGUCACCUACUUGGAACUGCUCAGCUAAGCAGGAGAGGGCGGGUGCAGCCCCGCCACUUCUCUAGUCUGCCGGUGACCUAGCUGCUCAGGGUGGGGAGACUGACCCCAUCCUGUCCUGCCCCCGGUCAUCCAGCUGCGAGGGGCCCCAGAGGCUGAAUGACCCCAGCCCCUGCCCUGCUUCUGACCUGGUUCUGGAGCCCCCACCCCUGCCUGUGUCCCUCAGCGCCCCGGCCCUCCCGGCUCCUGCUAAGGAGGGCGGGCCUGGCUGCAGCAGCUGCCCUCCGCGCGGAGGGCCACGGGAGUCCAUGCAGACGGCCUGGGGAGGCCCUGGGGCACACCCUGGGCAAGAGAGCACCUGCCUUUUAGUUGCCAAAAGCAGCAAAGGGGGAAAGGUAGGCAGGCCUGUGGCCGGCCCGGGGACAGGGUGCUGUCCUCUCUGGAGGAGCUGGAGCGGAGGGGAGCCUGGCAGCAUCUGCCUGGUGCUCCCCUUCCCCUCCCAGCCCUACCGCUCAAGCCAAGUAUGGUGGCUGCAGCCUGCCCCUCUCCACACUCACUUUUUAACUGAUCUUUUUACUCUGCCUGUCUGCUUGCUCUCUAGCCAGUCACGAAUAAUAAACCAUCCUUCGUGUGCA